UCUGGGCCGCUGGGGGACUUGUGGUCAGUGUCCUUCUUCCGGCCACGGUGGGCGGGACUGACGCGUGGUGCAAUCCGAGUUCGUCUCUCUCCGCGGCUUCUAAGCUCUGAGUUUUUAGACCAUGGGGCAGCAGGAUGUGUGGCGGCUCCUGACGAGGAAUGAGUUCCUGAGACACUUGGGAAGACGGUAUUUAGUUUCGGAAGAAACUGCCAAAGUCCAUUAACAUGGCUGUGUCAUUUCAUGCUGUACCUGUCAACAGUUUAGUUCAUUCAAAAGAACCAGUAUCAUUUUGCAACAUUUGAGAAUGUCUGCACACAUAGAUGCAGCGGGAGAAGUGCUGCUGGAAAGAAAAGGUUGUGCAGGAGUAAUAACGAUGAACAGACCAAAGCACCUCAACGCACUGACGCUCAGUAUGAUUCGGCAGAUUUACCCACAGCUCAAGAAAUGGGAACAAGAUCCUGAAACGUUCCUGAUCAUUAUAAAGGGAUCUGGAGGAAAGGCUUUCUGUGCUGGAGGUGAUAUAAAAGCAAUCUCAGAAGCUAAAAAAGCAAAACAGAAUUUGUCUCAAGAUUUUUUCAGAGAAGAAUAUAUCCUGAACAAUGCCAUCGCUUCUUGUCAGAAACCAUAUGUUGCCCUUAUUGAUGGAAUCACAAUGGGUGGGGGAGUUGGUGUCUCAGUUCAUGGUCGAUUCCGAGUGGCCACGGAAAGGUCUCUCUUUGCAAUGCCAGAAACAGGAAUAGGACUAUUCCCUGAUGUGGGUGGAGGUUAUUUCUUGCCAAGACUUCAAGGGAAACUGGGUUACUUCCUUGCAUUGACAGGAUUCAGACUAAAAGGAAGAGAUAUGCAUACUGCAGGAAUUGCUACACACUUUGUAGAUUCUGAAAAGUUACACAUGUUAGAAGAAGAUUUGUUAUCCUUGAAGUCUCCUUCAGAAGAAAAUAUUGCAGAUGUCUUAGAAGCCUACCAUGCAGAGCAGUCCAUGAUGGAUCGAGGCAAAUCUUUUAUACUUGAAGAACACAUGGACAAAAUAAACAGGUGUUUCUCAGCCAAUACUGUGGAACAGAUUAUUGAAAACCUACGGCAGGAUGGUUCACCUUUUGCCAUAGAGCAGUUGAAGGUAAUUAAUAGAAUGUCUCCGACAUCCCUAAAGAUAACACUAAGGCAGCUCAUGGAGGGCUCUUCAAAGACCUUGCAGGAAGUACUAACUAUGGAAUAUCGGCUAACUCAAGCAUGUAUGGGAGGUCAUGACUUUCAUGAAGGUGUCAGAGCCGUUCUAAUUGAUAAAGACCAGAGUCCAAAAUGGAAACCAGCUGAUCUUAAAGAAGUCACUGAUGAAGAUUUAAAUCGUUAUUUUAAAUCCCUGGGAAGCAAUGAUUUGAAAUUCUGAGGUGGCCAGACUUCUAAGGUAUAUUUUGGAGCAAGGAUCAGCAAGUCACAUCAGGGCCAGAUCUGGCAUGUUGCCUGUUUUCAAAUGGUCUGCAGGCUAGGAAGGGUCUUUGCAUCUUGAAAUGAUUGGGAAAAGACAUCAAAAGACUAAUAUUUCAUGAUAUGACAGUUACAUGGAGUUCAAAUAUCAGUCAGUGUUGGUAAAGCUUCAUUGCAACAUAACUUUACUCAUGUUAUUUAUGACUGCUGUGAGUGGCUACAGCACAGAUUGGAUAACCUGCAAAGCCUCAAGUGUUUACCGUGAUCUUGAUCAGAAAUGGGUUAUUAGCUUUUUUUAGAAGAUGGAAAAUUUCUAAGGGUUGUAGAGAUUCUUGAGUUACUACAUCUAAUUAAAAUGGGAACUUUGCUUUUCAAUAUGGUUUAUAUGUUAGCAAAAUUGUAUAUAUCAUACUAUGAUUGUAAAAAAUAAAGACCCUGAAAUUUGGA
Messenger RNA from Nannospalax galili (Upper Galilee mountains blind mole rat), 1872 nucleotides. RefSeq names its product 3-hydroxyisobutyryl-CoA hydrolase (gene Hibch). Lineage: Eukaryota; Metazoa; Chordata; Mammalia; Rodentia; Spalacidae. The record is from RefSeq and is a predicted model, not a curated record. Gene Ontology annotation, cellular component: mitochondrion. The transcript is spliced from 15 exons. Bases 305 to 1387 code for a protein of 360 amino acids. Gene Ontology annotation, molecular function: 3-hydroxyisobutyryl-CoA hydrolase activity. Gene Ontology annotation, biological process: L-valine catabolic process.